This is a messenger RNA of Polistes canadensis, 3259 nucleotides long. RefSeq names its product tyrosine-protein kinase CSK-like. NCBI's taxonomy places the organism in Eukaryota, Metazoa, Arthropoda, Insecta, Hymenoptera, Vespidae. Gene Ontology annotation, molecular function: protein tyrosine kinase activity; ATP binding. Gene Ontology annotation, biological process: protein phosphorylation. The transcript is spliced from 10 exons. The coding region runs from base 337 to 1845 and encodes 502 amino acids. The record is from RefSeq and is a predicted model, not a curated record.
AAGACAACUCCAGCUACGUUUUUUCUGUGGAGCAAAAGAUACUCUUCAUUCGAUUCGUGUGGAGGAAAAUGGCCGCCCGCCCGAAGUGAGUCUGACGUUUCGCAAGGUGUUUAUGACGUUUUUUCGUGUAGUUUUUAUAAAUAUUUGUUUUAUGUGAGACAGUGCAAGUGUUUUUUCUAUGUCUGUUUUCAUCCCCGUUGAAAUAAGCUGGCUGAGAGUGUAGACGCGCGAGCACGCACACGCAUAUGAUGCUGAAUAAAAGUUGGGACGAUAUUCAUCGGACGAUGGACGGUCAAUCUGCAGCCUAGAUCGGUAGAGCUUACUGUGGCAGUUGCGAUGCCAACUUAUCACAAUGCGGGUGGUGGAUACCCGAAUGUGUCAGCGCCAGCGCGGCAAGCGAAGCUCGAUGGCAAUCAAAAUCACCAUACGAUCCCUUCAAACGUAACGAGCCAUCCUCUCAUUCAGAACACCACCUCGCACAUAGCUCCACCCAAUCUGUCAGCGAGCAACAUUCCGUCCCAUCCAGUAUCACCAACGAUGACCACGCAUUCGAGCGUAACAUCCUCAAAUCUGACGAGCCAUUUGAACACGGCGUCCUCACCGGUCCUCCUUACUUCGAAUGUCACGAAUCCCGGAAAUACCACUGUUCUAUCAGCCAACCCAAGGCAUGAAGUCAAGCUCAAUGCUAUGCCAUGGUUCCAUGGGAAAAUAUCUAGGGAAACUGCGGAAAGGUUGUUACGACCCAGGGAAGAUGGUCUGUUCCUAGUUCGAGAGUCGACGAAUUUCCCUGGAGACUAUACCCUCUGCGUGUGUUAUCAAGGACGCGUGCAACACUAUAGAGUGAAAUACAAGAAUAAUCAACUAACCAUCGACGAUGAAGAGUUCUUUGAAAAUUUAGCGCUCUUAGUCGAACAUUAUGAGCAAGAUGCCGAUGGUCUUUGCACUCAGUUAACUAAAUCCUUACCGAAGCAAGGGAAACAAGACUUUUGCGUCGAUCCUAAAGCCUUCGUCGAAGCUGGCUGGGUUAUCCAGACUCACGAAUUAGAAUUAAGAGAGUGUAUUGGUAAAGGUGAAUUUGGCGACGUUUUGCUCGGUGUUUAUAGGGGCGAAAGAGUGGCCGUGAAAAUGUUGAAAGACAAUAGCGAAGCAGCGCAAAGGUUUCUUGCCGAGGCGAGUUUAAUGACUUCGUUGAUUCAUGACAAUCUCGUUAAAUUACUUGGUCUUGUAUUCAACAAUCAACACAUGUACCUGGUUACGGAAUAUAUGAGCAAGGGAUCCCUUGUGGAUUACUUGAGAUCUAGAGGCCGAUUACACGUUUCUAAAAAAGAUCAAAUUAAUUUUGCCUACGACACGUGUGCGGGUAUGGCAUACUUGGAGUCGAGACACGUCGUUCAUCGCGAUUUAGCCGCGAGAAAUGUCCUCGUUGCGGAAGACAAUUCCGCGAAAGUUUCGGACUUUGGCUUGGCACGAGACGAAAAUUUCUCUCUCGAUGGUGGAAAGUUGCCCAUCAAAUGGACCGCCCCUGAGGCUUUAAAGCAGAACAAGUUUUCUAACAAAUCUGACAUGUGGAGUUUCGGAAUACUCCUUUGGGAAAUCUAUUCCUUUGGACGUGUGCCUUAUCCACGUAUCCCUUUAGCCGACGUUGUCAAGUGUGUGGAAAAAGGUUACAAAAUGGAACCACCAGAUGGAUGUCCGCCCGAAGUAUAUGAUAUUAUGAGACAGGCCUGGGAUCUUCAACCAGAAAAGAGACCUACGUUCCAUGAUAUUAAAGUAACGCUUGGUCAACUGAAAGCUGAGUACACCAAAGGGGACAAAGUUAAUAGUGGCUCUAAACUCAUCGGGUAGAAGGAGGAAGAAGAAGAAGAAGAAGAAGAAGAAGAAAAAUGAAAUGAAAAGAAUAACAAGCAAAUGCAAUUCUUAUUGUACAUUUUAUACAAUACUAUUUGCGUCGUCGUUUAUAUUUAUUGCUUAUUUAGUUGUCGAGAAUAUGGGGAAGUUUUAAUUUUUAUAUGACAAUAUUUUGCACAAGCAUUACCUACGUCGUGCCUUUGUUCAAGUUGAUAUUCUGAGUGAAGAUACUCGACUUGUACAUUCAAAAUCCGUGUUGACUCGAGCCGAUGUCGGGUUUUAAAAUACUUAAUCCGAAAUAAUUGCCUAUCACACUUAAUGAUCCUCAAUGGACGUACCUUUUUACAGUCUGUUAUGACGUAAUAUGUGAACGAUACGAUGUCGCCUGAUACGUUCACGACUUGUAUCCGUUUGGGAAUAUACUUUAGAGAUUUUUCCACGGCAGAAAAUGUAAUUUUGACGUACUGUGCAGUUCCGCGUUAAAGUGAACUGAUUUUAAGAUUAUUCUUACUGGCUCUAACGUAUCUGUCAGUAAAAUUUGCCUGUCUGGGCAUGAAGUUACGUAACCUUACACUUUUUCACUCCUGUAGAACAGUUCAAAAUAUUUCCUGUUGUUAAAGUUUCGAACAAUCUAUUUCAGCGAUUGUAGGGUUGCAAGUAUUUGCUAGCGGCUUAGAUUUUUUAAUCAAAGAUUUGUCGUAGAAAGUAUUAAUUUUUAAUUAAAUUAUUGCGACUGUAACGUAUAAAUAUUUAAGUUUGUUCACAAAAUAAUCAUCUCUCAUAUAUAUAUACAUAUAUGUAUAUGUGUGUGUGUGUAUAUUUGUAAAAAAAUAUAUAAUAUAUAUAUGUAUAUGUAUAUGUUAGUGAUGUAAAUGUAUCUGUAAAUAUUUUUGUACAUAUUCGUCCAUAAAAGAAAAGUAAUAUUUCGAGAACCGUUGAUAUUGGAUGAGAUAUUUAACGAGGAAUGUCUAUAAUUUUUUUUAAAAGAAAUACAUCCACACUAUGAACAAAUAAAUAUAAAAAUGCACCAUACGUUAAUUAUUAAACAAAAAAGAAAGAAAAAACUAAAAAAAGAAAAAAAAACGGAAGAUCUUCGGGAAAUUAAUAUAUAAGAAACAAGGAAGUGUGAGUAUUACGUCAACGGAUCUUAUCCUUUUAGAAUAAUGAUCUACGUGUUCUUCCGAUUAAUGAAUAGCAUGGAUAAAUGAUUUAAAAAUUCUUCAUAUUUGAAAAUUCUUAGCGCGUAAAAUUUCACGUUUAACGAAAAUGGGUAGGUACCUUGAAAUAUUCUUAGCAAGAGUAAUCAUUACAAAGCUACUACUGUUUUUUCAUUCCAGAUCAUCUGUCUGAUGCAAUCCUGCGGACUAAUUAAAAAGAAUGAUUUUAUAUUAAAAAAAAAAAAAAAAAAGAA